Messenger RNA from Spirodela intermedia, 864 nucleotides. Lineage: Eukaryota; Viridiplantae; Streptophyta; Magnoliopsida; Alismatales; Araceae. The record is from the annotation of a GenBank genome assembly.
AUGAAGGGAUCGCCUGAACGUGAGCGCGCGGCGCCACACUCGCCGGGGGUCGCAGCGGGGGCGGCGCAGUCCAUCCAGCCGUCUUCCCCCAGGUUCUUCCUGUCAUCGGUCGCGGCGGCCAACCCUGCAGCGGGAUCGCACCGCCGCAUCGCGAUCGCGGUGGAUCUGAGCGAUGAGAGCGCCUUCGCCGUCAAGUGGGCGGUACAGAACUACCUCCGCCCCGGCGACGCCGUGAUUCUGCUCCACGUCCGGCCAACCAGCGUCCUGUAUGGCGCCGACUGGGGGUGCAUCGACAGCUCCGUCGCUGCCGCGGAGGACGGCUCCAAGGAGUCGCAGCAGAAGCUGGAGGACGACUUUGAUGCAUUCACCACUACGAAGGCGCACGCCGUGUCCCAGCCUCUGGUGGAUGCUCAGAUCCACUUCAAGAUCCACAUCGUCAAGGACCACGACAUGAAAGAGAGGCUCUGCCUGGAGGUGGAGCGGCUAGGGCUCAGUGCCGUGAUCAUGGGAUCGAGGGGCUUCGGCGCGUCGAGGAGGACCAGCAAGGGCCGCCUGGGCAGCGUCAGCGACUACUGUGUUCAUCACUGCGUGUGUCCUGUUGUGGUGGUCCGCUACCCCGACGACAAAGAUAGGGGCGGCGCCGCUGGUUCUGCAUCGGACGGCAGCUCAGGGAAGACGGUAGAGAAGAACAUUCUUGUAGAGCUACAACCUGUGCUCGAGGAGCCGGAGGACAAUGAUGCUUCGGAUGAGCACAAGGGUGAGAGCCUUCUCCUCCUCGUCUUUGCCCCUUGCUUUUGCUCCGUUCCAACAUUCCACAUUCCGGCGGAGCGUACCAAUUUCCCUUUAACUCAUUUCAGAUCAUGA